Molecule: messenger RNA, 4571 nt
Organism: Caenorhabditis angaria
Lineage: Eukaryota; Metazoa; Nematoda; Chromadorea; Rhabditida; Rhabditidae
Source: the annotation of a GenBank genome assembly
AUGGGUAAACUCCAACUUCUUUGUAUAUUUCUCAUAUCAAUCGGGCUCAGUUUUCAAGCCUCUCCGGUUUUUGAUUGCUUCCCAGAACCAAAUGGCGCCUCACAAGUCUCGUGUGAAGCACGUGGUUGUACGUGGCAACCUGACAGUUCUAACAAAAAUGUGCCUUGGUGUAUUUUCAAAGAUGGAGUUGGUUAUUCUUUAGAUUCCCAGAGUGGAUCAACCUACACACUUCGAAAAAAUAAUGGUCCGAAGAAUCCAUGGGGAAGUGAUGCUUUGGAAAUCAAGGUUACCACAAAAUCCAUCGGAAAUAUUUUGAAUGUUCAUAUCGGACAAGCAGGUCGAUAUGAACCACCCGUUGAUUUCCCAAAAGAUGUUGCAAGUUCUUCCGAAACAUUAUCCUUCAAAACUGACACAACAAAUGGACUCUUCUCAUUCCAAAUUGUUCGUGAUAGCUCAUACCGUAAACUCUUUGAUACAUCUCUUGGUGGCCUAAUUUUCUCUGACAAAUUCAUUCAACUCGCAACAUAUUUACCAAGUUCAAAUAUGUAUGGUUGGGGAGAAAAUACUCAUCAAAGUUUGAAACAUGAUUUCUCCAAAUAUCUCACUUGGGCAAUGUUUGCUCGUGAUCAACCACCAAAUUCAGGAAGUCUAGAUACUGUUAAUCUCUAUGGUGUUCAUCCAUAUUACAUGAUUGUUGAACCAGAUGGAAAAGCUCACGGUGUUCUAAUCGUUAAUUCAAAUGCUCAAGAAGUCACAACAGCUCCCGGGCCAUCAAUUAUUUAUCGAACAAUUGGAGGAAAUUUGGAUAUCUAUUUCUUCCCAGGACCAACUCCCGAACAAGUUACUCAACAAUAUUUGAAAUUUAUCGGAACUCCAUUCCUCCCAGCUUAUUGGGCUCUUGGUUAUCAAUUAUCUCGUUAUGGAUAUACUGGAUUAGACGAGAUGAAGACACGUAUUCAAGCUGUAAAAGAUGCUGGAAUUCCGAUCGAUAUUGGAGUUGCGGAUAUUGAUUACAUGCAACGAUACAAGGAUUUUACAACUGGAGAUGUAAGUGAAAAAAACCCUGUAGCGUGACUCUCUAGAUUUAUCAAUACCAGUAUUACCCUAAUUCUGUUUCAGAACUGGGCUGGAUUCAGUGACUAUGUCAAUCAAAUGCACGCCAGUGGUAUGAAACUCAUCCUAAUCUUCGAUCCAGCUGUCGAAGCCGAUUAUGAUUCAUUCCAACGUGCUCUCUCAGCCAAUGCAAAAUUCAUCGAAUGGGAAUCGAGUUCACAAGUUCAACGCGAUAUCCAAAACCUUUAUCCAAUGGCAAAAGACACCAAGAUUAUGUUGGGAGUUGUUUGGCCAGACAAACAUGUCGGAUUUCCAGAUUUCCUUGAUUCCACCGGAAAUACUCAAAAAUGGUGGGCUAGUGAAUUUGUCAGAUAUCAGAAAGAGAUUGGAUUUGAUGGAAUUUGGAUUGAUAUGAAUGAACCAUCAAAUUUCGGAACUAACGAUGCUCAUCCAUGGUAUUUCGAUAGUGAUGAUCAUCCAAACGAUGCUCCGCUUUUCUGUCCAACAAAUGGCUCAAAUGAAUGGGAAAUGCCGCCAUACAAAACAAGAGCUGUUUGGAAAUUCGGAGAUGCCAGUAAUGUUAGUCACAUUUUUCCUACCAAUAUCAGUUCAAUUAAUUUUUUGUUGUUGUUCAGAACGCCUUCCUCGCCUCAAACACUCUUUGCAUGCUCGGAGUUCAAGACAACGGAGCCCAACGCUUCUACAACGUAAAAAAUCUAUACGGUUGGAGUGAGGCCAAAGCCACUCAACAAGCUUUGUUCCAAUCGACUGGAAAACGUGGAGCUGUGGUGAGCAGAUCGACUUAUCCAUCAUCGGGAAAAUAUGCGGGACAUUGGUUGGGUGAUAAUACAGCAAGAUGGGAGGAUUUGAGAACAUCGGUGAUUGGUGCGCAAGAAUUCAAUUUGUUUGGAAUUCCGUGAGUUGAGAAGGAAAAGGGAAGAGGAAAGAGUUAAGAUGAUUGUUUAGAAAUUUAUGAUCUUAGAAUUAGUUUUCUUUAGGACACAUUCUCCUGUCAGAUUUAAAAAUCAUAUCGCUUUUCAAACUAAAAAAAAAGCAACAUUUUACCGAAAUCUGUCAGCAGCUUCUAGAAAUUCCUUUCUAAAAAAUUAAAAAUGGAAAUUCCAGUUGCCACGUCAUAGUUCACGUUAUCUUUUUUUUCCAAAAUAAUUAUUAACAUUUAUUCAUCUAUGUAUGUACAAAAUUCGCAAUAACUUCAAUAGAGGAAUAGAUCUGGGCAAAGUGAAAGACUGUCCGAAUCGUCGAGUCUGUAUGAUCCUGGACAUCUGACGAACAUCUGUAAAUUGUCAACAUUGGGCCAAUUUUGAUGUUAACAAUUUAUUUAAUUAAUUAGGAUAAUUUAAAAAUGAAGAUCUGGGCACAUUUCUAAAUCAAAAGCGGAUCCCGGCAUACAUCUGGUGAAGAUUGUCUGCAAUUUUUCACAGAUUGUGAUGUGAUGUGAUACAAAAAGGACCCGAAUCAUUUAUUAAUUAAAUUAAGUAAUUCUAUUUACAGAAAAUCUAAACUAAAUUAUUUUAUCGAAGGUGCCAAGUUGUGAAAUGAGUAUCUGAAAUUUUGAAUCUAACUAGAGGUCUUAAAGUUCCAAAAAACACUAACAUUGUCUAGAACAUGAAUAAAUCCGGGCACAGUGUCAAACUUUCUGAAUCGACUUUGUAUGUUGGCAAACAUCGGGGAAACAUCAACAUCUAGAAGCCCCGAUUAGAUUUUUUUGUUCGGAAUCAGGAGAAAUCUUUAGAACUCACCAUUUUGUGCAAUCCAAAAAAUAAGUGAUUUUUCCUGCCUGGGAACUAUCCCUCACUCCGCCUUCAAGUCUCCAUCUGCUGCAACAACCACACCCACCUUAGUUAAUUAAUUAAUUUGCGCGCGAGCGCGCAAAAAUAAACAGUUAAUUGGAUUACGGUAGACGAGAUUUACGUCACCACAUUUUAUUUUGUCUUUGAUUCCAUUCCUUUUCACAUUCCACAUGGGCUUAAUUUUUUUUCGUUCUUUUUUUCUCUUCAAGGAUUUUUGGUCGAAGAAUUCCUGAAAGUCUGGGUGUGGUUCGAUCGAUUUUCUGUUCUUCCUCACUUGAAGUGGAAAAAAUCAGUGUUUUUUGGAGUAAAGAACACAGGUCACACACACACAAUUUUGUUGCCCAAUAGGCGAGACUAAUCUGGGUGUGGUUUUUUUUCGAAGACGAAGACUACGUCACAAAAUUUCUAUUUUUGCAUCAUGUUUUUAGGUGUUCCUGAUAUGUAGCUUGGAUACUGUAGAAUUUGGAUAUUUGGAAAAUGAAUUUCUGGAUAGAAUUUUUCUGAAAAUUUCAAACUGUGCUGACAAUGAGUUUUGAAAAAUGUCUUAUUCAAAAAUUUCGAAAAAUAAUUCGUCGGUAAAAAAACUCUAUUGUAAGAACAAAUCUAAUUUUCACGUUUUCAGCUACGUUGGUUCGGAUGUUUGCGGUUUCAUUGGCACAACUACCGAAGAACUCUGCCUUCGCUGGCAACAAAUGGGAGCAUUCCAUUCAUUCUUCAGAAAUCACAACACAAUCGGUGCACCAGCUCAAGAUCCAGCAAUUUGGCCAACAGUUGCCGCAGCCACAAAACAAGCAAAUCUAUUCAGAUAUCAAUAUCUUCCAUAUCUUUUCAGUUUGCAUUUCACAGCUUCAAAAGACGGUGCAACUGUUAUUCGACCAUUGUUCUUUGAAUUCCCAACAGAUGAGGAGACUUAUGAUUUGGGAUAUCAAUUUAUGUGGGGUUCUUCGAUUCUCGUUGCUCCAGUUGUUUAUCAAAACACAAACUCAGUUCAUGUUUAUUUGCCAACUGAUGUUUGGUAUUCACUCUUUGAUUAUAAAUAUGGAUCAUUAAUCAGUCCAGGAUUCACAACUGUUUCUGCUCCAACAACUUCGCGAAUUCCAGUAUUUGUACGUGGAAUGAGUAUUAUUCCAAGACAAACACCAACAAUUACAACAACUGCAACUCGCUUAAAUCCAUUUGAAUUAUUGAUUGCACCAUGUGAAAUGGGAAGAGGAAAAGGUGUUUUAUAUUGGGAUGAUGGAGAAACUAUUGUAAAUAGUUUUAAUACUCAUAAUUAUCAUCAAUUUGAUUUCUUGUUUAAUACAACUACAACAGGAGGACGAUUGACAAUCACACAUUCGAGAAAAGUAAGAUUUUGGGAAAACAUCAUAAAAAAGUACAGAUUUUUCCCCAAAAAUCAUAAUACCUUUCUAGGCCUCCAACAUCAAUCUCCCAACAUUGGACAUCAUUGAAAUCUUCAAUUUCCCAAAUGCUCCAGAUUUCAAAUCCUUCACAAUCAACAAUAUCAAAACAAACAUCAAUGUUCAAACUUCAACAUAUUCUGGAGUCACAAAACGACUUUAUAUUCAAACUACUGGAUUGAUCAAUUUGACUUCAGCUGAUACAAUUAUUCUCGAAUGGUCGAAUGCAGCAAAAGCUGUUAAAGUUGAUCUGAGCAAUCCGGAAAAACUUGCUGCUUUGGAAAACAAUAAAUAUGAGUUGUUCUAA